This is a messenger RNA of Pelobates fuscus (common spadefoot toad), 1668 nucleotides long. Its product is annotated as indolethylamine N-methyltransferase-like. The coding region runs from base 191 to 844 and encodes 217 amino acids. Gene Ontology annotation, molecular function: N-methyltransferase activity. Gene Ontology annotation, cellular component: cytosol. NCBI's taxonomy places the organism in Eukaryota, Metazoa, Chordata, Amphibia, Anura, Pelobatidae. The transcript is spliced from 4 exons. The record is from RefSeq and is a predicted model, not a curated record.
CAGCAUGUGUAUGGAGCUCAGCCAUAUUGGGUGGUGUCUACAGCAAAGUGAUUGAACGUGUUUAAUAUCUGACUUGUGAUCAAUAAACCCUGGCUGAUUAAUAGACUGCAUUAUGUUAUUGUAAGUCAGCUAUCAUCAAAUACAACAGGAAAUUGAAAAAGGACUUCUAACUGAUGGUCUCAUAAAUACUAUGACAUAUCUCCAUAAGGAAUUUGCAAAAGGUAAUAUUAAAGGAGAUGUGCUGAUUGACUUUAGUCCAGGUCCCGUUAUUUUUUCCUUACUCCCAGUUUGCAAGUACUUCAAAGAUAUUAUUAUAUUAGAAUUUAAUGAUCGCUCAAUCAAAGAAAUGGAGAAAUGGAUAAAUGGAGAUACUGCAUUUGACUGGUCUCAUGCUUCACAACUUUUAAAGGACCUGGAAGGAAACUGUGAUGAACUACAAGAAAAAGAACAUCUGUUAAGAACGAAAAUUAAGGAUGUUCUGAAAUGUGAUCUCUCCAAAGAAAAUCCGACAGACCCAAUAAUUUUACCAAAGGCAGAUUGCAUCAUAUCUAUAUGGGUUCUGGAAAUGGUCAGCAAAGAUAAAGAUGCUUACUGCAAUAAUUUAAGAAAAAUCUACUCUUUACUAAAACCAGGAGGACACCUGGUAAUGGUUUAUGAUAUUAAUGUUUCAUUUUUGAAAAUUGGUGAACAUAAUUUCCAUAUCUUAACAUAUGAUGAAGAGUUUCCGAGGAAAACUCUGAAGGAUUUAGGAUUUAAAAUUGAAAGCUAUGAAGUUAAAGAAAAAACUGCCUCCACUACUGAUAUUGAUUAUGAAAAAAUAGUGUUUCUCACUGCAUUGAAAUAGUUUUGAAUGACAGCUGUAAUGAUCUAUCUAGUCUUCUCUUACUUUUCCAACUGAUUAGUCGCUAUCAGGUUUAUUCACUGAAGUGAGAAUUGUCAGGAAUUGAACGUGAAUGACAAAUGUAAGGUUAAUGUAGCUAAACUGGAAGCAAAGCUGACAUGGAGAAUUAGUCCAGUUUGGCUAUUUAGGCCUUACGUGUUAAUUCCACGUUGAAUUCUUGACAUUUCUCGCUGUACUGAAUAACUGCAAAGUUCUCAUAGCUGCAAUUAUGCUCUUAUUCAUCUUCCAACUUAUGUUCCCAUUUCUGAACUCCAAUGUUAUUCACUGCCCUCCAUCCUUUUUUUCCUGCUUAAUCUGACUCAUCUCUUACAUUCUUUGCUGUAUAGUUCUAAACCAUUGUUUGUGUCUCUUAGUUCCUCUAGCAGUGCUGGCUCAUCCAUAGGAGCAACUGGGGAAGCACCCUAUCAGCUUUGUUUUAAAUAAAAAUACAAAAAAGAAAAAAGAUAAAAACUACCAAGAUUGUUUUCUUUGGGGGUCCAGUGGCCCCUCUUCAGAUGGCUAUUAGAGGUGCUUCCUGUGGCAGCGCUGCAAAGUGUGCAACUUCUGCAUCAAGACACUGAACUUCCUAUGAGGAGAUGCUGACUAGCCAGAGUGGCAUAUGGCCCUGGCCCCCCGGCCCAUCGUCUUGGCUGAGAACAUCAUAAUUAACAAUCUCAGCCAAUCCAAUGCUUUCCUAUGGGAAUGCAUUCUGGUUGGCUCAGAUAAUUACUUCUGACCGGAAUACGUUUGGUUUCUAACCCUAUAUUUCUAUCCCUAUAUUGUUCCUU